GCCCCGGUCGCCAGGCUGGCGUCCCACUGGAACAUCCCCAUGCUUUCAGCCGGACCUUUAGCCUCGGGGUUCGCCCACAAAGUCCCCGAGUAUUCCUACCUCACGCGGGUCUCCCCGUCCUAUUCCAAGAUGGGCGAGAUGUUCUUGGCCAUGUUCCAGCGCUACAGGUGGAAGAGGGUGGCCCUGGUGUAUGCCGAAGAUUUUGAGGAGAGGACCUGCUUCUUCACUAUGGAGGGGGUCCAUGUCGCCUUUGUUGGGGAAGGCUUUCAGAUGCAGUCAUUUAUUAUCUAUGGUGAGGAGGACCAGUUCGACCAUAUCGUGCAGCAAAUCCAGGACCAUGCCAGGAUUGUGAUUAUGUGUGCGAGUAGUCAUGCCAUACGGAAAAUCAUGCUUGCAGCACACCGACAGGGAAUGACCAACGGAGACUAUGUAUUCUUCAACAUCGAGCUCUUCAACAGCAGCUUAUAUGGAAAUGGCUCAUGGAAGCAAGGAGAUACAUUUGACCCUGAAGCCAAAGAAGCAUACCAGUCACUUCAAACCGUGACGCUACUGAGGUCAGCAAAGCCAGAGUUUUACAAGUUUGCCGCUGACAUGAGAAAUAGAUCGCGUCAUCAUUAUGAUUUGACCUCUGAAGAUGAUAAUGUAAACAUGUUUGUUGAGGGGUUUCAUGAUGCCAUUGUACUUUAUGCAAAAGCACUCCAAGAAGUCCUGAAGCGAGGGUACAGUAAAACCAAUGGAUCAAAAAUUGUACAGAAGAUGUGGAAUACAACCUUUGAAGGCAUAGCAGGCCAGGUGUCAAUUGAUGCCAAUGGGGACAGAUAUGGAGAUUUCUCUGUGAUAGCGAUGACCGAACCUAGAACAGGAACGCAAGAGGUAAUAGCUGACUAUUAUGGCUUGAAUGGAACCUUUGAACUCAGGCCAAAUGUGAGGCUUCCCUGGGCGAAUGGAAUGCCACCUCCAGAUGAACCUAGCUGUGGUUUUGCAAAGGAUCAUACUGCUACCUGUGGGCUUGGAGAGUCUGCAGUCACAGGCAUUGUAGUCGGCUCAUUGUUGGGAUGUGCAUUGUUGCUGGCAUUUUACUUGUUCAGGAAGAAAUACAGGAUAACCAUUGAGAGACGUGCACAACUGCAUGAAGCUGACAAUGGUAAGCAUCACCACCUGCGAGAAGACUCUGUCCGAUCCAAUCUGUCGACAGCUUAAGCUGUAGAACUGAAUCUUCCUUUUUAUAAACUUUCAAUUUUUAGGGGGAUUUACCAAAGGUGUCACUGCAAACAAAGGCUGAUAAGAAAUGCAUUUUUUUGAAGUCUAGGCUAUUAAUUUGUCAUAGUUUUUUGUUUUUGAAAACUCAGGAAAGAUUCACUUAUUACACUGCACCACUGUACUGGAAGAUUCAUCUCAGUGAAUAUGAUAAAAUGUGAUUCAGCCUGUUUCAUAGAGGCCAGCAAUGCCUUGCCCUGGCAACUGAAGGAAAUCUUCAAACAAAAAUAUUUCUUAGGCGGUUGUUUACCCCAAUAUAUGUUAUAUGGGAAGUGUUCAGUAUCCAUCUUUAAAAUUUAUUGAAUAAUAUUGAUCUUAGAACCAAGUCAAUAUACCUUAGUAAGGUUCUUAAAUUCACAAUUCAUACAUCACAGAUGUAAAUUUUAAAAUAGUGUUAGCUUCAAAGCUUCUAUAGGGUAAAAAUUACUUUUGGAGAUGUUGUUGUAAGAAUGCUUAAUGCACUUAAAUUUCUGGGUUGGCAAUUACAACCAAGGUGUUAGCCUGUUUAUUUCAAGUAGGUCUAUGUCUUUAGCAAAAUAGCAGAAAGAGUAUUUGGGACAAGCAUUAAGCAUUCAUACAGCAAUAUA
Molecule: messenger RNA, 1844 nt
Organism: Carcharodon carcharias (great white shark)
Lineage: Eukaryota; Metazoa; Chordata; Chondrichthyes; Lamniformes; Lamnidae
Gene: npr3
Product: natriuretic peptide receptor 3
Exons: 8
Coding region: 40-1200 (386 amino acids)
Biological process (GO): vasodilation; regulation of blood pressure
Cellular component (GO): membrane
Molecular function (GO): natriuretic peptide receptor activity; peptide hormone binding
Source: RefSeq, a predicted model, not a curated record